AGAGAGAGACUCCGCAUGCAAAUCCGGACAAUGCUAGUCAUUUUAUUUAUUAAUACAAACAAAAUAAAACAAAAGAAGAAACAAAACAGUGUGAGGCUCUGUGAGGUCUGGAAGGGUGGAGGGUUUGUUUGGUAAGAGUUGAAGCAGAGUAUUUGACUGCUGAGUUGUUGGUUAUAAUUAGUUUAAGCUUCUGGGGUUAUUUUUAUUGAAGAUAAGUUUCAAUUAGUUCUGUGUGAUUUAAGGUUGGAGAUAAGAGGGAUUAAGAAGGUUAGGUAAGUAGAAUUUUAAGUUUCAGCAUGUCUGUGGCUUUGCUAUGGGUUGUAUUUCCCAACUCACAGUUGUCAAGAUAUAUUGGAUUUAUUGAUUCUGUUCGAGAUGGAAACCGGUUAAUAGACUCAUCAAGAUUUGUGUACCGGGCUCGUCGUUUCAUGUUCAACAGUAGACCAAAUAAGUAUAAGAAACAAAAAUGGAAUUCUUACUCAUUUGAUAUAGAUUUUAGGCAUCCUUGCUUACGUGGAAUAAACUUACCUGAAAUAACUAUGGUGGCUAGCACAGCGGGAGAAAUGGCUGUGACUUCAGUGGAAAAGGUUUAUAGUGUGGUAUUGAAGCAGGCAGCCUUGGUUAAUAGGCAAUUAAGGUCAACUGCAGAACGUGAUGUGAAACCUGGUAUUGUUUUGCCGGGGAAUUUGAACUUGUUAAGUGAAGCUUAUGAUCGCUGUGGAGAAGUUUGCGCAGAGUAUGCCAAGACAUUUUACUUGGGAACUCUCCUAAUGACCCCUGAAAGAAGAAAAGCCAUAUGGGCUAUAUAUGUGUGGUGUAGGAGGACUGACGAACUUGUUGAUGGGCCUAACGCUUCACACAUUACUCCAACAGCUUUAGAUAGGUGGGAGUCCAGGCUGGAAGAUCUUUUCCAGGGUCGUCCAUUUGAUAUGCUUGAUGCUGCUUUAGCAGAUACAGUGGCCAAAUUUCCUGUUGACAUUCAGCCAUUCAGAGACAUGAUUGAAGGAAUGAGGAUGGACCUUAAGAAAUCAAGAUAUAAAACCUUUGAUGAGCUCUACCUAUAUUGUUAUUAUGUUGCUGGGACUGUUGGCUUAAUGAGUGUUCCGGUCAUGGGAAUUGCACCUGAAUCACAGGCAACAACAGAGAGUGUCUAUAAUGCAGCCUUGGCAUUAGGGAUUGCUAAUCAGCUGACCAACAUACUCCGGGAUGUUGGAGAGGAUGCUAGAAGAGGAAGGGUUUAUCUACCACAAGAUGAGUUGGCACAAGCAGGGAUUUCAGAUGAAGACAUAUUUGCUGGAAAGGUGACUGAUAAAUGGAGAAACUUCAUGAAGAACCAAAUUAAGAGAGCAAGGAUGUUCUUUGACGAGGCAGAGAAAGGCGUGACAGAGCUGAGUGAAGCUAGUAGAUGGCCGGUAUGGGCGUCGUUGCUGUUGUACCGUCAAAUUUUAGACGAGAUCGAAGCAAAUGAUUAUAACAAUUUCACAAAGAGGGCAUAUGUGAGUAAAGUGAACAAGAUAGCGGCAUUGCCAAUCUCCUAUGCAAGGUCACUUAUACGAUCCUCAAGAAAAGCCCUGGCUGAAGUAUAAAUUCACCAUUCUACCUCAACGAAUCUUGUAAGCGUAUAUAGUUGAAUACAAGGAAUCUAAGCAGAAAAAAAAAAUCAAUAAUUUUGUAUAUUAGGAAUUGCUGUAAUGCAACGUGUAUCCAAUAUAAGUUCAAAUAGUAAAUUCAAUUCUCACUGGCCAUUCAAAAAUCAA
Mangifera indica (mango) is the source of this 1757-nucleotide messenger RNA. RefSeq names its product phytoene synthase 2, chloroplastic-like. Bases 297 to 1586 code for a protein of 429 amino acids. Gene Ontology annotation, biological process: carotenoid biosynthetic process. NCBI's taxonomy places the organism in Eukaryota, Viridiplantae, Streptophyta, Magnoliopsida, Sapindales, Anacardiaceae. Gene Ontology annotation, molecular function: geranylgeranyl diphosphate synthase activity. The record is from RefSeq and is a predicted model, not a curated record. The transcript has 7 exons.